AUGAGAUUGGAAAAAGUUAAGAAAAACUUAGAAAUUGAAAGCCCGGAAAAACCGAAAAACCUAGAAAUUGAAAGCCCGGAAAAACCGAAAAACCUAGAAAUUGAAAGCCCGGAAAAACCAAAAAACCUAGAAAUUGAAAGCCCGGAAAACCCGAAAAACCUAGAAAUUGAAAGCCCUGAAAAACCGAAAAACCUAGAAAUUGAAAGCCCUGAAAAACCGAAAAACCUAGAAGUUGAAAGUCCGGAAAAACCGACAAACCAGGUGGACCCUAACGAGGGGGAGUGUGAUUGCGACCAGGAAGGCUGCAUUGGGUGCUUUUGGCCCUGUGAGUCAUGCUUAUCUAAUAAAUGUGGACACGAAUGCCGUGUCAAUCGCAAGUGGAAACGUUAUGAUGCAUGGAUAAGACAAGGAAGGAUUAAUGACUAA
Messenger RNA from Acyrthosiphon pisum (pea aphid), 426 nucleotides. RefSeq names its product protein PELPK1-like. The coding region runs from base 1 to 426 and encodes 141 amino acids. The transcript is spliced from 3 exons. The record is from RefSeq and is a predicted model, not a curated record. Gene Ontology annotation, cellular component: intracellular membrane-bounded organelle. NCBI's taxonomy places the organism in Eukaryota, Metazoa, Arthropoda, Insecta, Hemiptera, Aphididae.